Messenger RNA from Dothidotthia symphoricarpi CBS 119687, 1633 nucleotides. RefSeq names its product Fasciclin-domain-containing protein. The transcript is spliced from 3 exons. Gene Ontology annotation, biological process: macroautophagy. The coding region runs from base 319 to 1470 and encodes 383 amino acids. Gene Ontology annotation, cellular component: fungal-type vacuole membrane. Lineage: Eukaryota; Fungi; Ascomycota; Dothideomycetes; Pleosporales; Dothidotthiaceae. The record is from RefSeq and is a predicted model, not a curated record.
GUGUACUUGGCAUUAGAGAAAGAACAUCUCACUGGACAACACGAGAUGGAAUCACAUGCGUUUGAACAAAUCAUAUCUUUUCUACACCAUCUAUUGGUCAGUGACUAAGCCUUGCCCCUCCGAAGGAAUACGGACGUGUAGUCGUGCUUGGAAAAGCAUGGCAACUGGCAUUAGACUGGAGACAAGGCGGGAAGGCAACAUGAAGCUCUACUUAUAUGAUCGGUGCUCUCUUCUGUUUCAUAACUGAAUUGCUGAGUACUCUUUUCCCAACUUCUAUUCAAUACAGGUUUUCGUUUGAAGCUCAGCUAUCACUUCACCAUGUCUUUCAAACACCUCUCCCUCCUCGCUUUGGCGAGUUACGCGUUGGCUCAGAACACUACUGUUCCAACCCUCGAAGCCGCUCUGGCAUCAACUGCCAGUCUCUCUGCCUUAUCAGGAGUUCUCGCCAUGUACCCCAACCUCCUUGGGACUCUGAAUGGCGCAACAGAUAUCACAAUCCUGGCGCCGUCAAAUGAUGCUUUUGGGGCAGUUGACAACGCAACACUCACAAGUCUGACCGCGAACGAAGGGCUCAUCACUGCCCUCCUCCAAUACCACGUCCUUAAUGGCAGUUAUCCUGCCUCCGCAGUUACCAACACAAGCACGUUCAUCCCGACCUACUUGACCAACCCGCUCUUCACAAACGUUACAGGAGGCCAAGUGGUUGAUGCUGUCUCGUCGGGCGACAAUGUCACAUUCUACAGUGGUCUUCUCUCGAAUUCAUCUGUUACUACAGCCAACGUCAACUUCACUGGCGGAAUCAUCCACAUCAUCGACAGGCUUCUCGUCCUCCCCGAAGUCGCUUCCGACACCUUGUCUGCCCUAGGCCUGACCUCGGUUCGCGGUGCGCUCAAUCGUACAAACCUCGUCGAGACUGUGAACACUACACCCAACAUCACUAUCUUUGCUCCCUCGAACGAAGCGUUCCAGAGCAUCGGCUCUGCUCUUGGUAAUCUUACCACAGAAGACCUGACUGACAUCCUGACAUACCACUGCGUCGCUGGCACCAUUGGUUAUUCCUCUGGCCUUGAGAAUGGAACUGAGCUCGAGACCGUCAAUGGCGAGAGUCUCACCAUUACCCUCGGGCAGAACGGCAGUGUGUUUGUGAACAAUGCCAGGGUCAUCACUGCUGACAUCCUCAUCGCCAACGGUGUUGUCCAUGUCAUCGACGAGCUUCUGAACCCCUCCAAUGAUACCGCUGCCAACCCUACUGCUACUGGGGGCGCCCCGGUAUUCCCCGGCGCUUCCUCUGUCUCAGAGGCUCCCUUCACGUCGGGCCAAGCCAAUCCCACUACCACAGUCGCGCCAGCGGCUACGUCCAAUCAAGCUCCUGGCCAGACCACUACUUCUUCAAGCAGGGCCGCCGCGGCUCCUACUGGCGUUGUUGGUAUGGGUGCGUUGCUAGGUGCUGCCGCCGUCUAUCUAUUGUAGAUGAGAUGGAGUUUAUUUGUCAUUGUGUACCAACAUGGGCACAUAAAACUCAAACACUAGCCAUGAGGAAGCACCGAAAUACUGCCUGGCUGUCUGUACGUGGUAACUGUCGAGCAGCAAAAGAUCAACCGCUCGAUUUCUAGCUUGCUCGGCUAGUAGAUCU